Messenger RNA from Rhipicephalus microplus (southern cattle tick), 1962 nucleotides. RefSeq lists its product as uncharacterized. Gene Ontology annotation, cellular component: membrane. Gene Ontology annotation, biological process: transmembrane transport. Lineage: Eukaryota; Metazoa; Arthropoda; Arachnida; Ixodida; Ixodidae. The record is from RefSeq and is a predicted model, not a curated record. Gene Ontology annotation, molecular function: transmembrane transporter activity.
UACAGUAAACGCAGCUUCACUGACAGUAGACUGUUUGUGGAAGCCAGUGCCGCGUCACAUAUUGAGGAAAAUGCCGGAGCUCGAGUUUUGCCGGGCGAGCAAAACGUUGAGCCAGUAAACAGUGCCACAAAACAGCCUUCGCGAAGGAAAACGGCCACCGCGCUGAAAUGGAAGCCAGCAGUGGUAGAUCUUCGAUUCCAGCGCAUGAAGUUGCCGGGGAAAGCCAAGCCGUCACAACAAGAGCAGUGCCGGCGAAUCCGCACUCAGCGGCAAGGGGCAGAAGCUUAACGGACCCGCACCAUGAGGCCGCAAGCAUGACAAUCCCAGCUAAUAUAGAAGCCAGCGUGGUAGCUGUUCCGAACUUUUCGACUCAGAAGGAGCCAAAGCCAUUGAUAGCGGCUUCGCCGGGAAGUUUGGGUACAGAGGCGGAAGCGCGUAAGCGGUUGUACCUGACCAUAGCCAUAACGUACAUGGCAUCUCUAUCGUUUGGAUUUUCCGUGGCUUACUCUUCGCCAGCGCUUCCAAGCAUUAGGAGGAACAUGGAGUUCAGCGCGGCUGAAAGUGACUGGUUCGGUUCUCUCGUCAUGCUGGGUGCAGUCUUAGGAGGCCUAGGUGGUGGCCGUCAACUGAACGUGAUCGGCCGUCGCGGCACCCUGAUUGCCUCCUCACUCUGGUUCAUGGUAGGCUGGCUGUGCCUGGUGGUGGCCACUCCCAAGGCGGCGUUGUUUGUCGGCCGCCUGCUCACGGGCAUCGGCACCGGCAUUGUGGCCCUCACCGUCAGCGUAUUCAUCUCUGAGAUAUCCCCGGCCAACCUGCGGGGCCAGCUGAACACGGGGGCCAACCUCAUCCUGUGUGGUGGUAUUCUGGCCGUCUUCGUGCUCGGCAAGUUCCUGACCUUCUGGCUCCUGGCGGCCUGUUGUUUGAUACCAGCGGCCGCCAUGAGCGUCGCGUUGUUCUGGUGCCACGAGUCGCCCCGUUGGCUCCUCAAAAACAAUCAACGACGCAGCGCGGCUGCAGCGCUGCGCUUUUACUUUGGUCCGGGUGCCGCGAGCGAGUUGGCCACAUUAGAAGCUGCCCUGUCACAUAUGCACGGUGCCACAGGUUUAUCGCUACGAGAUAUGACUUCGCGCCGCGUGUACCGGUCAUUUCUGUGCGUCCUGCUCAUCAUGUCGAUGCAGCAGCUCUCGGCCGUUUCCCUGAUCAUCACGUUCACUCAGGACAUCUUCCAAGAUGCCGGCACAACCGUGUCGCCCGAGGACGCUGCUAUUAUUCUGGCAUUUAUACAGAUGGUGAUGGUAGGAGUAGCCACCUUUCUUGCCGACCGCGUCGGUCGCAAAAUUCUUCUCGUGUUUUCGACGAUACUGUCAUCGGUCUGUCUUGGCGCGCUCGGCCUGUCCUUCAGCUUGAAGGCAAGCGUGGGCGAGAGCUUCAAGGAGACCUAUGGCUGGCUACCUUUGACAAGCCUCGGCCUCUUCUUUGUCGGCUACUCCGUGGGCCUGGGCCCGUUGCCCUGGGUACUACUUGGCGAGAUGAUUCCGCUGAAGGCCAGAGCGUUUGCAACGGGAACUUGCACAGCCAUCUUGUUUGCCGAAGCCUUUGCUGUGACAUUGAGCUACAACGGCAUGCGUGCCAUCCUGGGCGUAGCUGGAACGUUCUGGUUCUACGGAGCAUCUCUUGUCAUUUGUCUUGUUCUAUUGCUUGUAUUCGUCCCCGAGACAGGAGGAAAGGACCUAGAAGAAAUUGAGAAAUUGUUUGGCGGGACUUCAUCCUCGCCACAAGAGUCAGGGGUGAAGAACAGAGAUCAAAGUGUCGGCUAGUUACGCUUUUUUAAAUAUUUAGUUUGUGGAGAUCACUACUCUGUUGACCCACCGACCCAAAUGUGAAUAAAGUAUGAAUGUAUUUUGGUAUUAAUAAUGCCUUUUUGCUGAUAUCUUUGGGAAUCAAAAGGGUUUCAAAAUCAAA